AUGCUGGAACGUGACGUGUCAGGGCAUGAGCAUGUCCUGUACGUUCUGAACGGUUCCCGCGGCUCCCGGUCGCGCCAGAGUUCUGGUGCAGGGAUUGGGCGAGAUGGGCCAGUUGGGUCUGUCUCAGAACCUUUUGUUCAAGGCUUUGAUAGUUCAAGCAUGGGAGCUUUGACAGCGGAUCAGAAGAGGCAUCUUGCAACCUUGAGCACCGAUCUGCGUUUCCAGCUGGCCCAGGCUGAGGUCACGCCUGUUAAUCAGGCACGUUUGGGUGAGCUUGGCAUCCGAACUUUGGUUCUAUUUGCAGGUCUGGAUGAAUCUCGCGAGCGAGUCCGCGCGGCGCUCGCAAGUGAGCUCCCUCUUGACGUGCAAGCUUCUCUGGCCAACCGUCUCGAAAUGGUGAAUGAGAAGAACAGAGCCGAGUCACGUCUUGGAACUCAAAAUCGAUUGGUUCAGCCGAGUGAACAACAUUCCAUGCGCGUGGCGGUGGAGGCUGUCCUGGGUUCUUUGAAAGACAAGGAAGUUCCUUCGCGAUCGUUCUUGGCGACCAAGCUUGAACAGAUCGAGGCCAAUCAACCGGCGGUGGAGUGUCUCACUGAGGUGGCCUCGUUGGAGGAUUCCGAGCUUGAAAUGUAUUCAGCGGUGAUCGACCCUGCUACAAACGUCUUGAAGAUCAAAACUGGCAAGACGUUGACUUCAACCCCGCAGUCCCCCGAGGAGUUGCGUCUUCGUCACCGCAGGAUCGGUCUCGCCUGGGACAUGCUCGCGACUAAACAUUCCAAUCGCAAUUGGCUUUCAAAGAACAUGACUGACACUUUCAGGCGCUUCAGCGAUUAUGUUCUGGGCCAGCAGGUCGCCGGCCUUAUGGCAGGUGAUGGUCGACGCCCUACUUGGAACUUGGUUUUGCAGUUUGAGCAUGAAGCCCGCAAGGCCGCCUACAAGUGGUUGCGGGACGGCGAAGUCACGGACCUGGAGGCGGCUUUCAAGAGGGCUACUACGGAUACGGAAGUCUUGCAGCGUUACUUGGUGAUUCCCUUCUCCUUGAAUAUCACGGCUGCCUCGGUUGUGCAAGUGGACGUUCCUCCUCCUUCGGCUGCUGGUUCGGCAAAGCUCUUCGCACUCCGGAUGGCCAGCCUCUUUGCUGGCGGUACAAUCGCCAGGGUGGGUGCAAUGAUGCUAAUUGUCGCUUUGUCCAUGCCUGCCAGAGGGCGUGCUGAUCUCAGUGUGCUCUACCUCUUUGCUGGUGAACCACGCAAAGGGGAUAUUCGCAGCUGGUUGGAAAAAGAAUCGUCCGGCCGCAGUUUCCAUUUAGUGGAAAUUGAUGUUGCUCGCAAUACGUCACACAAUGUCUUGCACGACGAGUUCUGGGAGGACAUUCUUGAACAGGUCCGCUCCGAACAGUUUGACUUGAUUCUUUUGAGCCCGCCCUGCAACACCUACAGCAGGGCUUCUUUUUCGAAUUCACCAGGGUCCGUACCUCUGCGCAAUGCAGACUGGCCGGAAGGCUUUCCGUGGCUCACUGGCCGCCUGAAGGACAAGGCUCAGGCGGGAACGGAGUUGCUGCGGCGCGCCCUCGACUUGGCUGCCGUGGCUUCAGAAGUUGGGGUUCCUUGGUUGCUUGAGCAUCCAGAAUUUCUCGGUACCACACCCCGAGGCACGCCUGCCUCGGUCUGGACUUGGGCUUAUUCGCGAAAGUUCUUCGAACAGAAUGCUGUCGCGACUGUCGUUUUUCAUCAAUGCGCCUUUGGGGCCCCUUAUGCCAAGCCUACAAGGCUUGCAGGCACCUGGCCGAACCUGGGCACCCUGGGUUUUCGAGGGUGGCCUCAAUUAGAUCGCAAUGGUUGCUACCGGGGCCCUUUGCCCAAAUCUUGCGGUCAUGAUCACCCCCCUUUGCUUGGCUUUCUUGAGGACGGCACUUUUGCGACUGCACCUACAGCUGCUUAUCCUUCCGGCCUGUGCCGGGCUCUGGCGUUGCUGGCUUGGCAAGUGGAUGAUCCUUCCAGGUCCUCGGUGGGGGGGUCUUCUCUUCGGUCCCUGGAUACCACGGAGAAUGCUAACACUGGCGCUUUCUUGUCUGAUGUUGAAAAAGCAGCUGCUUCACUAUUGAUUCCCACCAGGGGAGAGAUCGUACAACUCUUCGAGCUCCUUCCGGGAGAUCCCCCGGCGAGGGGCGAGCCUGGCCCUGACUCGAAGUCCUUCACGGUGGGGGCUUUUUCAAGAGGAGGGGGUCUGGCUGGCAUUCGCUCCAACACUGACAAAUUUCCGGAGUUCACCAAGAUGCUUUGUCGUUUCAUCGAUGCACUGCAGCCGGGCUUCGAAUACACUGCAGCGGCCAUCUUUCGCAAUCUUCGGACGGCUCCACACAAGGACACCGGCAACUUGGAGGGCUCUUAUAAUCUUGUGAUUGGCCUUUCGUGUUUUUCUGGUGGCGAGGUGUGGGUUGCUUCGGGGUCGGGUUCGGUUGCUUGUCCUUUCGAGGGUUUUUCUGUGACGGGGGAUCUGCUUGAAGUUGCCUCCUCUUUCUCGAUUUUCAACCCCAGAGAUCUGCACUGCACAGCGAAGUGGAAGGGGACGAGGGUCGUCCUUGUGGCAUACACGCCAUUUCUUGGCGAGGCACUGACAGAGGAUCACCGUCGGCGCUUGGCUGCUUUGGGGUUUACGCUUCCGGGAUUUGUUGGGACUGACAAUGCGCCGCUACGAAACUUGGGCACGAACGAUGAUGCUGUGGGUACCGCUGAGUGGUGGCGGUCUUUGCCGGGCGAAGAAGCUGAACACCUUGAGGUGCAAGGAGGCGACGUGGGGGAUGACACUUGUGACGACCCUACGUCUGAUGAGGACGAAGAUGGUGUGAGAAAGCCACUCUAUGGGCAUGGCUGUCUGGGUCAGGGGCCUCCACUGCGGUCUCGACUUUCGGGCCGAGUGCGUUGGUUCUCAGAUGGACACGGACUGGCUUCACCAGGGCGCUGGCCUCCCCCGAAGAGGCCCACUGCUGCGUCACAUGGCUGUCUUUCGCUUCACAAAGAAAUCAUGGACGGUCUCCUGGCUUUACUGUCGCGUUCGCUGGACAUUAAGAAGGUCGUCUGCGCUUUGGCCACGGGGAGGCAGGGGUCAACCGCACAGAUCUCUGUGGUUCCUGACCGUCAGCCAUUUUUCCUUGGUGCCAUUGGCGAACUGCUGCGACUCGCUGGCGACCCAGACUGGAGGCGGUAUACCGAGGCGACGUGGUCUUUCGCUGCAGGGGUUCCUCUUGGGGUCGGAGUCCGGCUUCCCCGGACUCCGGCUCUGUUUGAACGCAAGCAUAAACAUCGUGCUUUUCCCGGGGUCGAUGAGCCGCUGCCCGACUUGCCGAGGGAGAAUUACCCCUCUGCGCAGGAGCAUGCUGAACGGGUUGAUUUUCAGUUUCAGAAGGAGAUCUCUUGUGGUGCAAUGGUCGAGAUGGACUUGGCCGAGGCGCAGGAAGAAUUCGGCGAGGCCCUGAGUAUUGCUUCGCUUGGUGCGCUUCUCAAGCCGGAUGAUUCUGUUCGAGUCUUGCACGACGGAACGCAUGGUGUGCACUUAAACGACUCGAUCAAAGUACGGGAUGCACAAUCGUAUCCUACUGGGGGCGAUCUCUCGGUGGCACUUGAAGAACUGCCGGCCGCAUACUUUUCUCUCUCAGGAGAUAUCUCUCGUGCGCAUCGUUUAGUAAAGGUGAGGCGGGCCGAUUGGGCCAGGCAGGCCUGUCGGGCAUCACGUCAUGACAAAGUUUACCUCAACGCUGUUGGAACCUUUGGCGUUUCAUCUGCGAGCUACUGGUGGUAUCGCUUGUUUUCUGGGUUGGGACGUUUGCUGUACUACUGCCAUGGGGUUGAUGAAACGACGCUCCUAUCUUACGUGGACGACUUACUGUGGAUUACCCAGUCUUCGGAUGGCUUGGCGCGCAUCCUGGCAUCGAUCCUUUUACUUGAGAUUCUCGGCGUGCCUUGGGCUUGGCAUAAGUUCAAAGGGGGAACGGAGCAUUGCUGGAUUGGAUUUUCGAUCUUUGCGCACAAGAGACUUCUGGGCUUUUCUCAGGCCCGGUGUGACUGGGCAGUGAAUUGGAUACAACGUGUCAGGGCUGACGGCUUCGUUAAGAUUGCGGACUUGGAGGCGGUCAUAGGACGCCUUUCGUUUGGCUUCACUGUUUUACCACUAUUGCGCCCUUUUCUGGGGCCGCUCUAUGCGUGGGUGAGUGCAGUGAGGCAUUGCCAUACUUUGCGGCUCCCGAAAGCUGUAGCUAUGAUUUUGGCGUUCAUCGAGAAGGUGCUUCUUCAAGGGUUCCGUACAAUCACUGUGCCUCGGGCCAAAUCUGUCCCUCAGGAACUCUUUCGCACUGAUGCAAAGGCAGAGGGUUCGGAGAUGUGGUUGGGAGGUUGGGCCUGCAGUGAUGCUUCAACGCCUUGGGGGUGCAGGUGGUUUGCUGAGAAAGUCCAGCAUACUGACGCUCCUUGGUUUUAUCAGGCUGGCCAGUCAUACCGCUCCAUCGCUGCACUAGAGCUUUUGUCGACGUUGGUUGCUGUCCACUUGUUUGCACCUUUGCAACCGACGAGCGCGACUUUUACCUGUUCCGCCGCGACAGACAAUCGCGGCAACAGUUUCUUGACAUCACGGUGGCUCACUACUUCCUUUCCUUUAUGCGUGGUGCUCAUGGAUUUGGCGGCAGUUCUUCAGUCCAAGUCGCUCAUGCUGGAUUUGCACUGGGCCCCUAGAUUUCAGAACACUUUGGCAGACUCUCUUACGAAUCAAGACUUUAAAGACUUCGACCCGUCCAAAAGGGUUCGCUUCGAUGUAUCUCAAUACCGUGGUUUGGUGCUGCGUGAACUUCUAGAGUCUGGCGCCGAACUUUACACUGAGCUUGCAUCUUGGAAGAAGCGAAAGGGUGGCAUUUUGCCACAGAAGAAAUCGAAGACAGAGAAGCUGGCUGCAACCGACCCGUGGAGAUGA
Symbiodinium natans is the source of this 4959-nucleotide messenger RNA. NCBI's taxonomy places the organism in Eukaryota, Dinophyceae, Suessiales, Symbiodiniaceae. The record is from the annotation of a GenBank genome assembly.